AAAUACAUUAAUAGUUCGUAUGACCAAACGUGCUUAUGACUUGAGAAUUCUACAUUGUCUCAACUCUGCUAGAUGGCAUGAAGUGAUAGGAAUGUUUAGCUAGAGUUCACUAGUGUAUUAGGACCUUUUUGACAGUGUCGGUAUUUCCAAGUGGUAAACAGAAGAAUAAUAUGCAACGUCUGUACAGAUUUUAACUGUGUGCUAUCACAUCCUAAUUAAUUUUAGCAAAAUUAUAAAAAAUAAUAUUCCAGGGAAAUCGUUCCAAUUAUUACGCUUAUUGUAGACCUUUUUUUCACGUUACCUUUGCCCAUAAAACAACAGAAAAUUAAUUCAGUGUAAACAUGACAACUUUUCAAACGCAACUUUUGUAUGCGUUAGGGAAUAGAACAAAAAUUUUUCCUGAGUUAAAAAAGGUGUUUGUCCGUCCUCUCAUACAGAUUGCUGUGAAGGUAAUAAAUCAGGAACAUAUAGAGGAGGGAAUAUUAGACAGAAUAAGUCAAAAAUACAAUGUACCAGAAGAAUCUGUGGAUGAGUAUUAUUCAGUAAUUCAUACGAUACUAAAGGUUCACUUAAGCAUGCUAUGCCAAAAUGUGAAACCUGGAGAAUUCAAGCAAACAUUAGAAGAAUUAAAAUUAUCUUCUGACUGUAUAGAGGAUUUGUCUACAGUGAUCUAUGGUCAGAAAAGACCAGAAUUGAUAGCAGGUUUAAUCAAUAAAACCAAGUUUUAUGCACAUUUAGUAUCUUGCAAAUGGCGCGUGGAUAUUACUAUUUCCUCCAACAUCUUAAAUAGAGUCUUGGAACCACAUAUUAUAAUGAAAUGGACAUUCAGCAAUGGAGAACAACAGGUAUUUGAAUUAUCUAUGUCAAAAUUCCAUCAAUUACGACAUGCUGUUGCAACUAUACUUGUGGAAAUGCAAAAAGUUGAACAAAAAUGUACAUCAAAAAAUAUUAUAAGCAGUUGAUAAUUGUACACAAAGUAGGCAUCCCUUUCAAUUAUAUACCUCGACAUUUUAUAAAGAAUCA
Molecule: messenger RNA, 1023 nt
Organism: Nomia melanderi (Alkali bee)
Lineage: Eukaryota; Metazoa; Arthropoda; Insecta; Hymenoptera; Halictidae
Product: COMM domain-containing protein 5
Cellular component (GO): nucleus
Source: RefSeq, a predicted model, not a curated record